Trichoderma asperellum CBS 433.97 is the source of this 384-nucleotide messenger RNA. RefSeq lists its product as uncharacterized. Gene Ontology annotation, biological process: tetrahydrobiopterin biosynthetic process. NCBI's taxonomy places the organism in Eukaryota, Fungi, Ascomycota, Sordariomycetes, Hypocreales, Hypocreaceae. Gene Ontology annotation, molecular function: 4-alpha-hydroxytetrahydrobiopterin dehydratase activity. The record is from RefSeq and is a predicted model, not a curated record.
AUGUCUUCCCAAAGCCCCGCCAAACUCGAGCCUCUGCUUGUGUCGAAUGGCGGAAAGUGGACGUUGACGUCUGAUGGGGAAGCCUUGGAGCGGAGUUUCAAGUUUAAAAACUUUACAAAGACGUGGGAUUUUAUGACGGCUGUUUCGCUGCAGUGUAAGAUCUGGAAUCACCACCCUGAGUGGUCAAACGUCUACAACACUACGUUCAUCCGCUGGACAACGCAUGUGCCCAAGGGCCUGUCGGACAAAGACAUUGGUCUAGCCACGCUUUGCGAUGCUCUGGCUAAAGACUUUGGCGAGCUGGAACCCGAGCCUGCUAGCUGCGAGAUCAAGAAUUUGGCUGAUGAGGUAGUCAAAGAUGGGAACUGUUGUGUAAAAAAGUAA